AUGGGGGAUCGCUUAAAAGAUAAGGUGGCAAUUGUAACCGGCGCGGGGUCUGUCGGACCGGGUUGGGGUAACGGCAAGGCGACUGCUGUUCUCUUUGCACGCGAGGGAGCAAAGGUCUUUGCUAUCGACAUUAAUCUCGCUGCAGCCGAAGAGACGAAGGAGAUUAUCGAUCAAGAGGGAGGGGAUUGUACUGCUCAUCAGACAGAUGUUUCCAAGUCCGAAGCAGUCAAGGCGAUGGUGGAACGCUGCCUUGAAACCUACGGCAGCAUCAACAUUCUUCACAAUAACGUCGGUAUUCUUGAAAUCGGCGGCCCUGUCGAAGCGAGCGAAGAAAGCUGGGAUUUCGUUAACAACGUCAAUCUCAAGAGCAUUUUUUUGACUUGCAAAUAUGUACUUCCCCAGAUGGAGCAGCAGGGGGGCGGUGCCAUCGUAAACAUCUCCUCCAUUGCCGGAAUCCGCUGGCUGGGGGUCCCUUACAUCUCUUACAGCACGACGAAAGGGGCAAUCAGGCAGUUCACCCAGAGCGUCGCCCUCCAGUACGCGAAACAGAACAUCCGAGCAAAUAGCAUUCUGCCCGGCUUCAUGAACACACCGAUGGUCGUUAAAUCGCUUGCUAAUAGCUAUGCGGACGGGGAUGUAGAGAAAAUGAUUGAGGUACGGAAUGCCCUCUGCCCCACUGGGAAGAUGGGCGAUGCUUGGGAUGUGGCGUAUGCCGCGCUGUUUCUCGCCUCGGAUGAAGCGAAAUACAUCACCGGGACAGAACUCGUCGUCGAUGGUGGGACGAGUUGUAAAUGCGUCUGA
Messenger RNA from Geodia barretti, 801 nucleotides. The record is from the annotation of a GenBank genome assembly. Lineage: Eukaryota; Metazoa; Porifera; Demospongiae; Tetractinellida; Geodiidae.